Molecule: messenger RNA, 3555 nt
Organism: Grus americana (Whooping crane)
Lineage: Eukaryota; Metazoa; Chordata; Aves; Gruiformes; Gruidae
Gene: MLXIPL
Product: MLX interacting protein like
Exons: 16
Coding region: 350-3085 (911 amino acids)
Biological process (GO): regulation of transcription by RNA polymerase II
Cellular component (GO): nucleus
Molecular function (GO): RNA polymerase II cis-regulatory region sequence-specific DNA binding; protein dimerization activity; DNA-binding transcription factor activity, RNA polymerase II-specific
Source: RefSeq, a predicted model, not a curated record
GGCACAAAGCUGAAGCUCCUGUGGCAGGUGGCCGGUGGCUGGUGGCACGCUGCCGUGGCCUGGCUGACGGUGCGCCAUGGGCGGGAUCAGCUGCCACCACUAUAAAUAGGGCCGGCGGCUCGCCGCCCCAGCAAACCGAAAGCUGAACCUCGGAGCGUGGAGGAGACGGCGUGGUCCAGGGUGGGGCGAGCGGCACCAAGGAGGAGGUGUGGUGUGGGGUGUCCUGUGCUGGGGAGCCCAACGGCAUGUGCUUGAUGCCAGCGCGGCACCUGUAGGGCUCCAGCAGAACCAGGACGUGGAUCACAGCGCUGGGGUGGGACGAUAAGGGCUCCUCAGUAGGCGCUGAACGAUGGCAGGAGCUCAGGUGGGGCUCUCAGGACCCUUCCCGGAGCCCCCGGUUGGGCCAUGCCCCGUCUCUGACUCUGACUCGGACUCUGAGGAUGCGGCCGGGGGCAGCGCAGGACCAGGUGCCGGGGCCCAGAACCCCUCCCAGGUCAUCCACAGCGGCCACUUCAUGGUGUCGUCCCCGCACAGCGACUCACUGCCCCGCCGGCGCCACCACUGUACUGAGCCCAAACCGGCUGAUCCCCGGAGCAUCGACCCGACCCUCACCCGGCUCUUCGAGUGCAUGAGCCUGGAGUACAGUGGGAAGCUGGUGUCUCCAAAGUGGAAGAAUUUCAAGGGGCUGCGGCUGCUUUGCCGGGAUAAAAUUCGUCUCAACAACGCUAUCUGGAGAGCAUGGUACAUCCAGUAUGUGGAGCGGAGGAAGAACCCUGUGUGCGGCUUCAUCACCCCACUGGAGGGGUCGGAGGCUGAUGAGCACCGAAAACCAGAGGCUGUUGUGCUGGAGGGCAACUACUGGAAACGCCGCAUCGAGGUAGUGAUGAGGGAGUACCACAAGUGGAGGAUCUACUACAAGAAGCGGCUCCGAAAGUCCACCCGGGAGGGAGAGCUCUCCAGCCCAAAGCAGGAUGAGGAUGUCUGGAGGCCAACAGAGAAAUGGUGCAACCAGCUCUUCUGCAAUGUGGUGCCCAUGCUGCUUGGGGAUGAGGAAGAGGAGCCGGGGGGCAGGCAGCACUUCGACUUGGACACCUUCCUCUCAGACAUCUCUGACACCCUCUUCACCAUGACACAGACGCCCAGCACCCACCAGGCGCUCCCUGAGGAUGCGUAUGUUGGGAAUGCUGACAUGAUACACCCGGACUUGGCACCCCUGCAGCCCAGCCUGGAUGAUAUGGAGAUCUCAGAUAUUUUCAGCGGCCACCGACCACCGCCACCGCAGACACAACCAGGCUACCAGGAGCCACCCUGCUUCGUGCCCAUGGCCGAGCCCCUGUUCAGCAGUGGGGGGUCCCUGAUGGGCACGCGGGGGCUGCCCGCCAGCCCCGAGGCCCCGCUCCCACCUGGCACCCUCCUCCAGGUGAGCGGGACCCCGGCCUGCGGCCCGCGGCUGCCGGUGCCCCAGCCACCCCCCCUGACCCUCCCGUGUCUCCCGCAGCCCGGCGGUGCCUGCCAGCUCAGCCUCCACGGCGCCUUCCUGGCCCCCGAGCUCCCCCCGGCCCCCCUGCCCCCCGAGCACCCUGCCGCGGCCCCUGGCAGCCUCAGCUCCCAGCUCCGACACAAGCCCCUGCUGCAGUACGGCCUCCCGGGCAAGUGCCUCGGCCUGGAGCCGCCGGGACCCCCCUACACGCCCCCCGGCCCAUCCCCUGGUGCGCCGCUGCUGGGCCCAGACCCCCCGUUCUCUCCUGCCUCAGCCCCCCGCUCCAAGUUCCCCUAUGUCGGCUCGCCUGGCGCCUCGCUCCUUGCCCACCCCACCUCCCCUCUCUCGGUGCCCUGCUUCGCCCCCCAUGCCCCGGAGCUGGGCUACGCUGUGGGCAUGGUGCCCUCGGGGUACCCUGGCCCAGCCGCCCCCCAGCUACUGCCCCCCGCCCUCCUGGGCGACCCCAGGUUUGCCCCCCCCAAGGGGCUGCCCCAGAGUGGGGGUGGGCAGCCGAAGGCGAAGCCCUGCGGCACCAAGGCGAAGAGGCUGCCAGGACCCCCUGCGCCGCCCCACCUGGCUGUGCCCAACCCCUGCCUGAGCCAGCUGCUGACCACAGCCAAGCAGGAGCCAGCCCUGGAUGCCCCAGGCCUGAUGGGCACAGGACUCAUACCCACGUCCCCUGUCUCCCCGCAGAGCACUGUCCCCAACGUCCCUGCCGCCUUCCUAUCCAGAAUGGCCCAGCUGAGCCCAGGGCUGGCUCCUGGCUCCAGCCCUUCCCAAGCGGUGCCGGUGCCAGGCACCCAGCCAGGCCCACUGCUGGUCCCCAAGGCAGAGCGGCUGUCACCCACCUCGGCUUGCGGCAGCGACUGGCCCAAGCCCGGCCAGGCUUCCCCAGGACCUGCUGUGGGGCUGGGUGCUGGCAUCUCCCUGCACCACCCCGUGUCCCGGCGGGGCAGGCCUGAAUCCAGCAAGAUGGAGAGCCGCCGCAUCACGCACAUCUCCGCCGAACAGAAGAGACGCUUCAACAUCAAGCUGGGCUUCGACACGCUGCACAGCCUGGUGAGCACGCUGAGCGCCCAGCCCAGCAUCAAGGUCAGCAAGGCCACCACCUUGCAGAAGACAGCCGAGUACAUCUGCAAGCUGCAGCAGGAGCGGGCAGCCCUGCAGGACGAGGCACAGCGGCUGCGGGAGCAGAUCGAGGAGCUCAAUGGCUCCAUCAACCUGUGCCAGGAGCAGCUGCCCGCCACGGGUGUGCCCAUCACACACCAGCGCUUCGACCAGAUGCGCAGCAUGUUCAACGAGUAUGUCCGCUCCUCCACACUGCAGAACUGGAAGUUCUGGAUCUUCAGUAUCAUCAUCCGGCCCCUCUUCGAGUCUUUCAAUGGCAUGGUCUCCACGGCCAGCAUGGAGAGCCUCACCCAGACGUCUCUCGCCUGGCUGGACCAACACUGCUCCCUCCCAGCGCUUCGACCGACCGUCCUGAGCUCCCUCCGGCAGCUGAGCAUUUCCACCUCCAUCCUGAGCGACCCGGCCUGCAUCCCGGAGCAGGCGACGCGGGCAGUGGCAGGGAUGGCAGGGAUGGGCCAUGGCGGCGGCUCCUCCUAGCUGCCCCCCAAGGGGCUUUCCCAGCCUUGCUAGGACCCUCGGUGCUGCCAGACGAACGCCCACCAACGCCAGCGAGGAGCCCCCAGCGGGGCUGCGGGGCCACCACGGCCAGGCUGCUGGAGCACGGGGCAGCGCUGGCUGGCAGCAGCCUGGGGCCGUGGGGGUCCCUCUCCCAUGGGCACCGGCUCGGGGGGUCCCUGCUGCGGCAGGGGUGGGGGCCGCUGCCGGCCCCCUGGUCCUGCACCCCAGGGCCUGCCAGGCCCCCGAGCGGCUGGCGCAAGGUGGAGCCCUGGCACCCUCGGCCAGGAGGCCUGGCCACGGGGAGCACCUGGCGGGGCCCAGCCCUGCUGCCUGAUAAAGGACUCGCUCUGCCCACGGGCCCAGCCUGGUUCUUCCUGCCCCGGGUCUGCUCUGGGGCAGGGCUGGGGAGCAGGACCGGGAGGGAUGGGCAGGAAUGGGCAGGAGCGGGC